Pseudonaja textilis is the source of this 2580-nucleotide messenger RNA. RefSeq names its product FYN binding protein 2 (gene FYB2). NCBI's taxonomy places the organism in Eukaryota, Metazoa, Chordata, Lepidosauria, Squamata, Elapidae. Gene Ontology annotation, biological process: integrin-mediated signaling pathway; T cell receptor signaling pathway; protein localization to plasma membrane. The record is from RefSeq and is a predicted model, not a curated record. Gene Ontology annotation, cellular component: plasma membrane. Gene Ontology annotation, molecular function: protein binding.
CUGCCUCUCGCUGCCGGCUUUCCCUCGGCAGUUCGGGAUAGAGGAAGUUGGCCAGACUCCUUUCCUUUUGAGCCAAGGCAUGGGCUGCUUGGGAGGAGUGGAGCCGGCUUGGGAAGGAGUACGACAAAAAGAGGGAAAAUAUGGACAUGGAAAAGCCCAGAGACUUUGGCAGUCUCCGAGCAAUGUUUCAAAAUGAUUCCAAUUUUUCCAAUAUGCUCCUGGAGUCUGCAAAGAAGCCUACUACCAAAUUCAGUCCACGGCAAAAUACCGGCGGCUCGUCUGUGUCUCAUCCCACGCCAAAACCCUUGAACCAAAGGCAGGUUCCAGAUCCUGAACAGCAAACCAAGCAAUUCAGUUACACGUCACAGAAACUGGAACUCAGGCAAGUCAAGCCUAUGAUAUUCCCAAAGGUCAAGCUCAAAGAUAGGAAGGACCCCAACCUCUCUGGGGCCAUUUGCAAGCCACCUUCAUUGCGGGAAGAAUUACAGAAACCACAUCCAAGACCUCAAGGGUCUGAAGGAGCAAGCAGUUCUUUUCGCAACACACUGCACAUUUGGGAAAGUGCUUCAGCACAAGGUGACUGGAAAUGUGGUGCAACACCACCACAGCAUACAAUCAGGACAACUUCUCUUUCCCACCCCAAAGUUGUUAAUGUUGCGAUUUCGACAGAGGACAAAGCAAAAAUAGCUGGACUUAAGCAAGGGGUGGCUCUUGAUGUGUGUAAGCCUUCAUCCCCUGUACACAAUGAAUGUGUUCCUACAACUUCACCUCCAGUUCCUCCAAGAAGUCAUGCAAGCUUAAAUAAAGUGGUUGCUGGUUUUUCUCCAAGUAGUUCGAACAAUUUGAACAGUCUAAGCAAGGUCUCAAAUGAAAGAUGUCCUGAUGAUGAAAAUACCAAGCUUCCAAAAAUCAAGCUCCUCCCUUCUAUCAAAGAGCUUGGUCCUCCUCCAAAGAAGCCACCAAGACCUCCCAAGGUAGAUCUUGCUGCCUUCCAGCAGAAUUGUCCAGAUAAUCCAGAUGAUGCAUACUUGACACCCGAAAUUACUGAACUGGAAGAUUUGAACACCUAUGAAGAAACCAUAUACUACCAGGAACAGCAAGAGAACUGUCCUAAUUUUGUUCAACGGCCUAUACAUUCUUUCAAGUCUUUGAAAAAGGAAGAUACUAAGAUUUGCAGUCCCAGAACUAUAUUCAUGAAACCCCAAAUCAGAGGGAAUGAGAAGAACAUGCCUCAAGAGGAAACAAAUCAGUGUUUCUCUGGAGAAGGAUUGGCAAAGGAUGGAGAUUUUUCAGAUGAUUAUGUAUGCCUGGAAUCUUUAAGAACGGAUGAAAGGAAGUGGAACCCAGAUAUAAGAAUUGCUACAUUGGAGCAAGCUGCAGAGGAAGUGUAUGAUGAUGUGGAAGGAAUAGAGAGAGACCUACAAUCCUCCGAUGCCCACAGAUCAUUUGUUUUACAUUCCAAUGAUACCUACGAAGAAACAUAUGAAGAUAUUCAAAGUGACAUUCCAAGUGAAGGUUAUAAUUCCUCCAAAUCAGAAAUUUCUGGAAAAGGAAUUAUUCAUUCCAGGAAUUAUAAAAGGGAUAUCAAAAUUGAAAAACUCAAAGGAUUUGGAAAAUUUUUCAAAGGAAAAUUCAAAAUAAAAAGCACACACAUGAAAGAGAGUUCUCGCAAUCUUUCCCGUUCUGUACCAAACCUAGUUGCAGAUGUCAUGGCCCAGGAAAACUUCGUGUAUAAUGACAUUGACCCAGAACAAAAUGAUACAAGAAAUCCCUUUAAAAUCAAGAAAUACAUUGUAGAAAAAAAUAACAAGAUGACAAAGGAGGAACAAUCGUUUAGAGAGAGAUUUAUGUAUAAUAAAGAAAUCACAGUAAUAAAUACGGCAGUUGCACAUUGCUCAAAUACUCCUAUCAGAGGAAACCUGGACUUGAGGAUCUUGCCUGGAGAACAGCUUGAAGUUAUAGACAUCACUGAGGGAAAUCAACUGAUAUGUCGGAAUUCUGAAGGCAAAUAUGGGUAUGUGCUAUUAGAACAUUUGAAUUUCAGGCACUAGUGCUGUACAACUGAAGGCCAACACGUGUGACUUAUGGAAGGAUGCUGUAGGCACAAUACAGGGGAAAUAGUCUGCAAGAAUGUUCGUUGCUUAGGAAAGAAAACAAAAAACGGAAUUGUGGACAACACACUCAGUCUGAAUUCUUCAGAAGCUGACAACUGCUACUUUUUGAAUGAUUGUCAUAAAAGUAACUUUUUAAAAAAGAAUGCUUGAUAUACAUGUUUUCCUGUCCAAAGUUUAUCAAUCUAGGUGCAGAGUUACAAAUAACUUAGUAUCAUUGUCUGUAAAAACUUUUUUUUCAAACUUUAUUUCAAAUUACAACUCUUCCCAGAGCAGCUCUUUUUAACGGUAAUUGCAAAUGUCACUUUGGUUCUUUGGAUACUGUAUAGCAAUACUUAGUCUUUGUGUGCAAAAUAUAUUACCUGCUUUUGACACAUUUUUUUGUAUGUAUUUUGUCAAUGUUAGGAGUAUCACACUUAGUUUUAUACUUAAUUGUGUAUUUAAUUAGUGUAAGAAUUUGUGGACUUAG